This is a messenger RNA of Aspergillus nidulans FGSC A4, 574 nucleotides long. RefSeq lists its product as uncharacterized. The transcript is spliced from 4 exons. NCBI's taxonomy places the organism in Eukaryota, Fungi, Ascomycota, Eurotiomycetes, Eurotiales, Aspergillaceae. The record is from RefSeq and is a predicted model, not a curated record. Gene Ontology annotation, molecular function: copper ion binding; protein folding chaperone. Gene Ontology annotation, biological process: protein maturation; protein folding; mitochondrial respiratory chain complex IV assembly. Bases 21 to 347 code for a protein of 108 amino acids. Gene Ontology annotation, cellular component: mitochondrial intermembrane space; cytosol.
UCAGCUCUAGAUUAUUCAGAAUGAGCUUUGGAAGUCCCGGUGGCGGCGCGACAAAUGUCAAACCUACACCUCCCGAACGAGGGAGCUUUCCGCUAGAUCAUGACGGCGAAUGCAAACACCUAAUUCAAUCAUACCUCAGAUGCCUCAAACUCCAGCGCGGCGUCAACGAUGAGCAGUGCCGUCGGUUAGCCAAGGGGUAUUUGGCCUGUCGGAUGGACAAGAACCUCAUGGCACCAGAUGAUUUCAGAAAUCUUGGGCUUGUUUUUGAGAACGACGGCGAUGGGUCACACGCACAAGCACAGGCACAGACACAAGUACAGACACAAAGUGGGUCGAGUUCGGGUUAAUAGCAGAUUUGGGGUUGCAUUGAGGCUUUGGUGGAAAGCUUGGUGCACGGUUGAUGUUUACUGGUACUCCCGCUUUAGCUCGCGCCUUGCAUGACAUGGCGGGCUGUAUGAGGUCGAUGAGGUCGAUGAGGUCGAUGAGGUCGGUUUAAACUGUACAUUACAUGUAUCAUAGGGUUGUUUUUCUCUGUAUCUCAUGAGUUAUGAUAUUUCUCCUACCUCCUGCAGUG